AUGUCUGAAAAGACCCACUAUGAAAUUCCGUUAUUUGAUGUUGGGAUCGAGGGAGCCGGCUUCCGCGUCGAGAAUGUGGACGGCGAGCUCCAACGUGAACACAUCGAUCAGUACAAGAACUCAGACAUCAGUUACCGAUCUGACCUUGUGGCGGUUGUCCACGGUACUAUUACUCCAGAGGGGCCACUGGGAGUCCUCAUAAUCAUCGACUUUCACUUUGCCUCCAUCCCCGAGAAGCAACGCUUCAAGAAGGUGAAGAUCUCAAUGGCUUUUGGGCGCUUGGAUAAUCCCAUUGGUGGAGACAAAGAACCUGUCGUAGCGAAAAUGGCACCCGAAGGGACUUUUGCAAUGGACCAGUCAACACAGACUCAGGUGGACACCAUCGAAGCCCACGCAUCGGCGGAGGGCGGAAUGAGCUUGGCAACACUCGGUAUCGGCAGUAGCUUCCAGCGUACGACCACAACCGAUACCGAGUCAUAUGCCAUCUUGGACGGAAACCCGUGGAUUGAAGUUAGAAAUAAGGGUGAUUGGAACUCAGUCAACUGGAGGCUUCUCGAAAACAAAAGGCUCGAAAUUGGUGUACCAGCCCACCUCCGCACUGCUGUUCUUCUAUCACUGCCUGAUGGUGAAAAGUUCAGAGCCGACUUGACAGUGGAGGCAGACAUUGGGACCUGGCGGACUAAGUUGAAGCGCAAGGUUGGCGCCAAGACGGGGCUGCACUCAGUGUACUUUCACCCGUCUCAUGUCCGGCGUGACUUGGGCCAAAACCUGAUUGAUGUUGACAAAAGAAACUUGUCAGCAUGCAACCUCGAGCCGGUUGGUUCUGCCAAGGUAUGUAACAUGCACUUCAUUGCUGGCCUCAACUGCGGCUGA
Fusarium musae is the source of this 873-nucleotide messenger RNA. RefSeq lists its product as uncharacterized. NCBI's taxonomy places the organism in Eukaryota, Fungi, Ascomycota, Sordariomycetes, Hypocreales, Nectriaceae. The coding region runs from base 1 to 873 and encodes 290 amino acids. The record is from RefSeq and is a predicted model, not a curated record. The transcript has a single exon.